AUGGAGACUUUUGGAUCUUCUCAACAAACCUAUGGGAUUCCAAACUCUGUCGAAGAAGUUUUCUUUGAUUAUGAAUGGCUUGUGUGGAAGGGUUCAGAGGUGGAGUAUGGUAGGAAUCUCAAAUUCAUGAAGCUCAUUGAUCUCUCAAGCAAUAAAUUGGUUGGAGAUAUUCCAGUUGAGAUAACUGAUUUGCAUAUGCUCAAUUCACUAAACUUGUCAAGAAACAAAUUGACCGGAUCCAUCCCAGACAAGAUUGGUCAGAUGAGCUCGCUAGAAAAUCUCGACUUGUCAAACAAUCAACUAUCUGGAGCAAUACCAUCGACUCUGGCUAGUUUAUCAUUUCUUGCUCACUUAGACUUGUCGAACAAUAAUUUGUCUGGUUGUAUUCCACUUGGCACUCAGUUGCAAGGAUUCACUGAGGCUUAUCAGGGGAAUUCAAAUCUACGUGGCCCUCCACUUCUAACAAAGUGUCAUAAACAAGAAGAGGGAAUUGAUGAAAUUGAAGAAGAUGAAGGAUGGAUUAUUUGGGACUUCGACUUCUUUGUGAGUUUGACACUUGGAUUCAUUCUUGGUUUUUGGGGAGUAUGCGGAACAUUAAUAUUCAAGCUUUCUUGGCGACAUGCAUAUUUCCAAUUUCUAGAAGAAAAAAAAGAGAAGAUUUGCACUGCCAUUGUGGUCUAUGGAGCCAAAUUGAAGAGAGGCAUGAGAACUAGCUAG
Messenger RNA from Ipomoea triloba (trilobed morning glory), 717 nucleotides. RefSeq names its product receptor-like protein EIX2. The record is from RefSeq and is a predicted model, not a curated record. The transcript has a single exon. The coding region runs from base 1 to 717 and encodes 238 amino acids. Gene Ontology annotation, molecular function: protein binding. NCBI's taxonomy places the organism in Eukaryota, Viridiplantae, Streptophyta, Magnoliopsida, Solanales, Convolvulaceae.